GUUUCAUCGUCGUAAUGGACUGCGAGAACGAGAUGUAAAUAUAAAAAAAAAGAAGAAGAAGAAAGUCACGUGACGCGCGAGAGAAUUGUCACUGAAGUGAACGCGCAUCGCACGCGCUCCUGCACCCAGAGACACUUCGGUUGUGAGAGCAGGAGCAAUGGACCAAAUUACCGACCGAACGGUCAUUGUUAAUGAUGCAUCUCAUUACUGAGAUCUGCCAAGCACAAGAACUUCUUCAUGUGGAUUUCAACUCUGUUUUCCUCCUGAUCUCGAGAUAUUUAGAGGGAGGCAGAAAAAUCCUCACACUUUAGAAUAAGACGUUGCCCUGGCGACAGCUCAUCCUUAUCACGAAUCUCACAAAUAUGCACCUCUGUGAUUCAGUGGGAGGUUGAUGAUCUCCAAGGAUAUUGUUCUGAAGAUUUCUGCUUCUUUUGACUCUUUCAGAUGCCCUGAGGAACCUACCAGGAACGAGGAAAUGGGGAUUUUACAUUUUCUGGUGUUUGUGCUGCUCGGAGACAGAUUGGGUCCUACACGUUCAGACAUUUUAGCGAAGGCCCAGGCCAGCGAGCGACGUGUCUUGGCACACAUUCCCGGUGACAUCAUUAUCGGGGCUCUUUUCUCCGUCCAUCAUCAGCCACCAGCCGAUAAGGUUCACGAACGCAAGUGCGGCGCUGUACGUGAGCAGUAUGGCAUCCAGCGGGUGGAGGCCAUGAUGCACACCCUGGACCGCAUCAACGCGGACCCGCACAUCCUACCCAACAUCACACUGGGCUGCGAGAUCAGAGACUCCUGCUGGCAUUCGGCUGUGGCUCUGGAGCAGAGCAUCGAGUUCAUCCGUGACACUCUAGUUUCAGCCGAGGAGGAAGAAGGCAUGUCUAAGUGUUCAGCUGAAGGUGGAGGGACUCCCGUAAAAGGGAAGAAGCCCAUUGUGGGGCUGAUCGGGCCCGGAUCCAGUUCUGUGGCCAUCCAGGUUCAGAAUCUACUUCAGCUCUUCAACAUUCCCCAGAUUGCAUAUUCGGCAACUAGUAUGGAUCUCAGUGAUAAGGCUUUGUACAAGUACUUUAUGAGGGUGGUGCCCUCUGACGCCCAGCAGGCCAGAGCAAUGGUGGACAUCGUCAAAAAAUACAACUGGACCUAUGUAUCUGCCAUUCACACUGAAGGGAACUACGGUGAGAGUGGAAUGGAGGCCUUCAAAGACAUGGCGGCAAAGGAGGGCAUCUGUAUCGCCCACUCUGACAAGAUCUACAGCAAUGCUGGAGAACAGAGUUUUGACCGUCUUCUUGAUAAGCUCAGAAGCCACCUGCCCAAAGCUCGAGUGGUGGCGUGCUUCUGCGAGGGCAUGACCGUACGUGGCAUCCUCAAGGCCAUGAGACGCCGCCGCCUAGUUGGAGAGUUUCUGCUGGUUGGCAGCGACGGUUGGGCAGACCGCUAUGAUGUCACUGACGGCUUCCAGAGGGAGGCAGCGGGGGGGAUUACUAUCAAGCUGCAGUCUGCUUACGUCACGUGGUUUGAUGAUUACUACCUGAACCUGCAGCCGGAUACGAACCUCCGGGACCCCUGGUUCCCUGAGUUCUGGCAGCACCGCUUUCAGUGCCGGCUGAAGGGACAUCCUCAAGAGAGCACCAAAUACAACAGGACCUGCACCAAGAAAGAGUCGCUCCGACACCAGUACGCUCAGGACACGAAGAUGGGCUUUGUGAUCAAUGCUAUCUACUCAAUGGCUUACGGACUGCACGCCAUGCAGAAGUCUCUGUGUCCUGGCUACGCCGGCCUGUGUGAAGCCAUGCGGCCAAUUGAUGGAGGUAAACUCUUAGAAUUCCUCAUGAGGACAAACUUCACUGGUGUCUCAGGAGAACUGGUGCUGUUUGAUGAGAAUGGAGACUCCCCGGGGAGGUAUGAAAUCAUGAACUUUAAACAAAUGAGUGAGGAGGACUAUAGCUACAUCCACGUGGGCAGCUGGGACAACAGUGGGCUGAAGAUGGAUGACAAGGAGAUUUGGGCCAACAGCAGUGCCAUCAUCAGAUCAGUGUGCAGUGAUCCUUGUGAAAAAGCUCAGAUAAAGGUUAUCCGUAAGGGUGAGGUGAGCUGCUGCUGGACCUGCACUCCAUGUAAAGAAAACGAGUUUGUGUUUGAUGAAUACACUUGUCGUAUGUGCGAGCUUGGAUCCUGGCCUACAGAUGACCUCACAGGCUGUGAGCCAAUCCCGGUGCAGUUCCUUCUGUGGGGAGAUCCUGAGCCGAUCGCCGCUGUGGCCUUCGCCUGCCUCGGCCUGCUCGCCACCAUCUUCGUCACUUUAGUCUUCAUCAGGUUCCACGAUACGCCGGUGGUGAAGUCCUCCAGCAGAGAGCUGUGCUUCAUCAUCCUGGCUGGCAUCUGUUUGGGGUACCUGUGUACGUUCUGCCUCAUCGCCAAACCGCACGUGGCCUACUGUUACUUGCAGAGGUUGGGAAUAGGGCUCUCGCCUGCCAUGAGCUACUCAGCUCUGGUCACCAAAACCAAUCGCAUUGCUCGCAUCCUUGCGGGCAGCAAGAAGAAGAUCUGCACUAAGAAGCCUCGUUUCAUGAGCGCCUGUGCCCAGCUGGUCAUCGCCUUCAUCCUGAUCUUGAUUCAGCUGGGCAUCAUCGUGGCGCUCUUCAUCAUGGAACCUCCGCAAGUGAUCUACGACUAUCCAUCCAUACGUGAGGUGCACCUCAUCUGCAACACCACCACGCUCGGAGUGGUGGCACCGUUGGGCUACAACGGGCUGCUCAUCCUCAGCUGCACCUUCUAUGCCUUUAAGACCCGCAACGUCCCCGCCAAUUUCAACGAGGCCAAAUACAUCGCAUUCACCAUGUACACCACCUGCAUUAUCUGGCUGGCUUUCGUGCCAAUUUAUUUCGGUUCAAACUACAAGAUAAUCACCAUGUGUUUUUCCGUUAGUCUCAGCGCCACCACUGCGCUGUGCUGCAUGUUUGUGCCCAAAGUCUACAUCAUGUUGGCCAAACCUGAGAGGAACGUACGCAGCGCUUUCACCACGUCGACGGUUGUGAGGAUGCACGUGGGUGACGGGAAAGCUGCCUCGGCCGCUAGCCGGUCUAGCAGCUUGGCUAACCUGUUCAGACGACGAUGCUCUGGCACAGACACAGUCAGUUCCAAUGGUAAAACAGUAACCUGGGCACAGAAUGAGAGAAGUUACAGGCCAAACCUGUGGAAGCGGAUCUCAAUCCACAUUAAGAAAAAGGAAGAGGCCAACCAGACGGCCAUUAUUAAGCCCUUCUCAAAGGGCUGUGAUCAUCCGCCAGACACAGGGGUGAAGCUGGCAUACGACGGGUCUCAGAAAAACCAGCGCUACCCUGUAACCUACUGCCCCCGGACCCCUUCGCCACUGCCAACCGUGUGCCAGCGGCCUUCGAUGCAGAGGCGUGAAAUGGAAGAGCGUGAUGGUGAGCGCACAUCAGUAGUGGCUAUACCCUCAUACCUGACGGAGCGCUUGCAGCACGGCAACCCACCCCAGACCUCCAUCAUGGAUCAGAUCAGCUGUGUGGUUAAUCGAUUCACGGCCAACAUUAGUGAGCUCAACAAUAUGAUGCUGCCUGGUUCACCGCCAGGAAAAGGCGUAAACGCCGCCGCCGCCCCAGUCCCCAGACCCUGCUCCCCUACUUUCCGUCUCCACCCGCAAGAAAGGCCGCAUCCAAGCACUGUCACCACCUACGCUGACGUGGUGGCCACAGUGAACACCAACCCUCGCUCUGCGGUCGGUAUCGCCGGGGGCAUCAUCGCCGGUGGGAGUAGCAGGGCUUCACCCGCCAGUCUUUUUGACAGCACCUACGACUCUUCGUGUGCGGUCAGGACCACUGAUUUUGAGGAUCUGGGUGCCUUGACACCACCUUCGCCAUUUAGAGACUCCUCCGUGGACUCGAUCAGCGAAUCUCCCACAUCGCCAGCCUCAGAGCUGCCAUUGUGUGAGCCCUGCUCUCCAAUAUACGACCAGCUGGUGUUUCGGCACUACAGCCAGAGCUCCUCUUCACUCUGAGAGAUUAUUCAGAGCGCAGGAAGGAGACAGAGAGGCAGCUACUGAGAUCAUUCAUCUGCUUAGAUUGCAAAACCCAGCUGUAAAUGUCAAGGAGUGUAAACUCUUAAUAUAGAAGCACUCUCUGAAGACGUUUUAUGGUGCUUGGAAUCCAGCCCGUCCUCAAAAUCCCAAUCUGCGUAGGGGAAGGCACUUCACCAAACUGCUUUUCAGAUAAUUAAGGAUGUACUUGAUAUGCUCUCGUGCUCUGACAAGUUUAUGGUCCUUCUUGGCAAGAAGUUACUGAUGUUGGUCAGUUUGUGUUCUGCAAGUUUUCCUGGAUUUAAAGCCACUAAUAACAUUCCAAUGACGUCAAUCUACACAGGUGUGAAAAAUUACAAGACUUACGCUCCAGGAUGUCAUUUUUAUCUCUCUUGUUGCCUGUCAGGAUGUCCAGGAUGUCUUGCACGGUUCUUCACAUACAACAGAAGUGCAAACGGUUGAAUGUAGGACCAAAUUAAGCCCUUGAGUGCAAAGUAGUUUGUUUAAAUAUUGGUCAUUUUUGUUAUUUUCCUAGUUUAGAGGUUGCAUGUUUUGCCACUUCCUAUAACUUCAUAUAAAAUAAUAUUUAUUAGUAUAUUUUUCAUAAUAAAUCAAAUAGAAGGGAUGUGAGGGCAGGUUUAUUUAGAUAUUGAACAAAUCUAACACUUUAAUAUAGACAGUAUGUCUUUCAGAUGAAUGGGUAUAUUAAUUUAUUUGAACAUGUCCCAGUAUUACUUGAAAUAUUUAAUAAUAAAUCACUUUCAUUUGAAAGAUGGAAUUUGAGAAAAUUAUACAAACUAAUAGGGUUCACUAAUUGGGUUCAGUGAGAUUUUUUGAAAGAAAUUAAUACUUUUAUUCAGUAAGGAUGCAUUAAAUUGACCAAAAGUGUCAGUAAAGACUAUAACAUUGUUUUUAAAUCAAAUAAAUGCAGCUUUGGUGAGCAUAAGAGACU
Messenger RNA from Cyprinus carpio (common carp), 4982 nucleotides. Its product is annotated as metabotropic glutamate receptor 5-like. Gene Ontology annotation, molecular function: adenylate cyclase inhibiting G protein-coupled glutamate receptor activity; G protein-coupled receptor activity involved in regulation of postsynaptic membrane potential. Gene Ontology annotation, biological process: trans-synaptic signaling by endocannabinoid, modulating synaptic transmission; regulation of synaptic transmission, glutamatergic; G protein-coupled glutamate receptor signaling pathway. NCBI's taxonomy places the organism in Eukaryota, Metazoa, Chordata, Actinopteri, Cypriniformes, Cyprinidae. Gene Ontology annotation, cellular component: postsynaptic density membrane. The record is from RefSeq and is a predicted model, not a curated record.